AACAAGAGUAAGCAGCCCGAGCCCGACGGGCGGCAUUGCGAGAAAAUAUGAGGAUUCGCCCGGGAUGCGCGGCUGCACUAGUAGUGCUACUGCAAGUCGCUUUGGUGGCGAGCAAGGCAUUGGAUCAGAAUCAAUUGCAACAGCAGAAGUCUCAGCAGCAAAUUCCAUAUGGCACAGCAGCCCAGAAGAGAUGGGGCGGUGACGCAGGUGGCCAUGGUGGAGAUCUUGGUACAGGUUACGGUGGAGACGUAGGUGGACACGGUGGAGACUUGGGUGGCCACGGUGGAGGCCUGAGUGGUCUAGGUGGUGACAUUGGAGGUGGCUAUGGUCAUUCCGGAGGUGGUGACAUCGGCGGUGGUUUUGGCCACUCUGGAGGCGGUGGUUUCGGUCACUCUGGAGGCGGUGACGCUGGCGGUGCUGUUGGUCAUUUCGGCGGCGGAGAUGGCGGCGGUCUCGGUCACUUUGGCGGCGGUGAUGUCGGAGGUGGUUAUGGCCACUCCGGAGGCGGCGAUGUCGGAGGUUAUGGUCAUUCUGGAGGCGGCGAUAUCGGAGGCGGUGACGCUGGUGGAGCGCUGGAAGAACACCACGACGAUCAUCAUCACGAUAAGGGUUACUGGAAGAAGAAGCUGAUUUGGAAACCCGGCUGGAAGAAGAUCUGGAAACCAGCUAAGAAACAGAUCUGGAAACCCGCGUGGAAGAAGAUUUGGAAGCCCGUGUGGGUGCCAACGCAGAAGGCUAUAUGGAAAGACAUCCAGGUACCGGCGUGGAAGAAGAUUUGGAAGCCUGUUUGGAAAGAGAUCCAGGUACCAGUGUGGAAGGACAUUCAAGUACCAGCUUGGAAGAAGAUUUGGAAGCCUGUCUGGAAGCCUAUCAAAGUCCCAGCAUGGAAAGAAAUACAGGUACCCGCAUGGAAAAAGAUCUGGAAACCCGUUUGGAAGGAAAUCCAAGUACCAGCUUGGAAGGAGAUUCAGGUACCAGCCUGGAAGAAGAUCUGGAUCCCGGAGUGGGUGAAAAUCGGCAUCCCAGGUGAACAUUACCACGGUAAAGACCAACAUGGUUGGGAGUACACCAGUCACGAUCUGUGGAAGAAGAAGCUGAUCUGGAAACCGCUUUGGAAGAAGUACUGGAAGCCAGCGAAGAAACAGAUCUGGGUACCUGACAAGAAGCUCGAGUGGGUCGAAGCUUGGAAACAGAUCUGGAAACCGGCAAAGAAACAGAUCUGGGUGGACGACAAAAAGUUGAUCUGGAAGGAGGAGUGGAAACAGAUCUGGAAACCGUCGAAGAAGCUCAUCUGGGUGCCCGACAAGAAGCUGGAAUGGAAGGAGGCCUGGAAACAAAUCUGGAAGACAGAGAAGAAGCAGGAAUGGGUGCCAGACAAGAAAUUAGCCUGGAAAGAGGCCUGGAAGCAGAUUUGGGUACCUGCCUGGAAAGAGAUCUGGGUACCAGCGUGGAAGAAGAUCUGGAAGCCCGUCUGGAUAUCGGAGUGGUUCCCUGCAGAGGACCAUCAUCCGCCUCAUCACGGAUGGGAGGACCGGAAAGACACUCAAGCUCAAGGUAGCCAGAUCGUACCGUACAGUUCCGAAGCAGCUGCCAAGCAGAACGCUCAGGGUCAACAGCAACAGCGUCAAGUCGACGAGAACAAAGUCAGGUGGGACAGAUCGUCUAAAACGGAAGCUCCAUCGAUCAGCCAGGAUUUAGUACCUCCGCCAGCGACGAACAAUCAAAGCGGCCCAAACUUCGCGUUCCCGAAACGCUGAGAGAGUAGUCACGCUUGUACAAACACUUUGCUGACAGAGUAUUGUAACAUAAGCCGUUGUAUAUAUUACCUUACGU
This is a messenger RNA of Megachile rotundata (alfalfa leafcutting bee), 1833 nucleotides long. RefSeq lists its product as uncharacterized. NCBI's taxonomy places the organism in Eukaryota, Metazoa, Arthropoda, Insecta, Hymenoptera, Megachilidae. The record is from RefSeq and is a predicted model, not a curated record.